UUAUUCAGAAAGGAUAAGAUACCAUACAGCUGCUUUUCUCUUCUUCCCCUCUUCUCCUUCAUUUGAAUUUGGCACCAAUUCUCUCCCUCGCAGCCAUGGGCAUGGCUUCUGUUGUCCACAACGGCGUACACAUUCCUCUGAAGCUCAGUUCACGCUUGCCUAGGGUUUCAUCACCAUCUCCAGCCCCAAAGUGGGCUAGGCCUCACUUAAUUCACCUUCAUAUCCCUCGCAUCCGCACAGGUGGUCACAGUCGUCGUGGCCAAUCUGCGCCGAUUGCACGUUCUAGAACAACUGAGCAAGAUGAUGAUUUAUCCACUUCAGAAGGUGAGAGGGUCGAUUCUCAGUCACAUGAUGACAUUGGUGAUGUGGACACCUCUCACACUUCCUCUCCAGAGAAAACGCAGGGACGUGAAGCUUAUGUUUCUUCCGUAAGAACUGUAGCCUUGUGGGUGUGCGCUGCGGUAGCAUUUGGUGUCGGUUUGGGUUUCAAAGAUGGAGUUGGCAAGGCAACGGAGUUUUUUGCUGGGUAUUUGCUGGAGCAAAGCUUAUCAGUGGACAAUCUGUUUGUCUUUGUUCUGAUUUUCAAGUACUUCAAAGUGCCAAUCAUGUAUCAGAAUCGGGUGCUUUCAUAUGGUAUUGCUGGUGCAGUCGUCUUUCGUUUCACAUUAAUACUCCUAGGAACAGCCACACUGCAGAGGUUUGAGGCGGUGAAUCUUUUCCUGGCUGCAAUACUCCUUUACUCAUCCUUCAAGCUAUUUACCAGUGAAGACGAUGACACUGAUCUAUCCAACAACUUUGUUGUGAAGACAUGCCAGAGAUUUAUCCCUGUCACGUCGAGUUAUGAUGGCAAUAAAUUUUUCACAUUUCAAGAUGGCGUGCAAAAGGCCACACCUUUACUUCUCACGGUAGCAGUUAUUGAGCUCAGUGAUAUAGCAUUCGCUGUCGACUCCAUACCAGCAGUUUUUGGUGUUACUCGGGAUCCUUUCAUAGUGUUCAGUUCCAAUCUUUUUGCCAUCGUAGGUUUAAGAUCACUUUACACACUCAUUUCUGAGGGUAUGUCAGACUUGGAGUAUUUACAGCCAUCAAUUGGUGUUGUUCUGGGCUUUAUCGGGUGUAAGAUGAUCCUGGAUUAUUUUGGGUUCCAUGUAUCAACGGAGGUGUCUCUUGGCUUUGUAGCUACAAGUCUUAGUACUGGGGUGCUGUUAAGUCUAAUGAAGAAGUCUGACUAGCUCAAGAAGCCAUUCAAGCUCAGGGCAGCGAGGAAAGCAAUGAUGAAAUCUUCGCAAGGUUGAAAGAAGAAAGUGUUUCUUUCGUUCUUGCAAAGCUUUGGACCAUGCACAACAACGAUAAACCAGGAAGGCUAUUUCAUCCAUGAUUAUUUGGGGGAAUCAACCCAAUCAGUUCUGUAAGAGAUAGCUUUCAUUUGGUUAUAAAUUGUAAUGAGAAGCAGUGGGAUGGAUGGAAAUAAAAAUGUCAAGUCUCUAUAUAGCAUAUGCUACUGUAAUUCCUUUUA
Prunus dulcis (almond) is the source of this 1513-nucleotide messenger RNA. Its product is annotated as thylakoid membrane protein TERC, chloroplastic. The coding region runs from base 96 to 1229 and encodes 377 amino acids. The transcript is spliced from 15 exons. Lineage: Eukaryota; Viridiplantae; Streptophyta; Magnoliopsida; Rosales; Rosaceae. The record is from RefSeq and is a predicted model, not a curated record. Gene Ontology annotation, cellular component: membrane.